This is a messenger RNA of Silurus meridionalis, 3080 nucleotides long. It is a transcript of the gene gprin3b, whose product is annotated as GPRIN family member 3b. Gene Ontology annotation, cellular component: plasma membrane. Gene Ontology annotation, biological process: neuron projection development. The transcript is spliced from 2 exons. The coding region runs from base 169 to 2376 and encodes 735 amino acids. NCBI's taxonomy places the organism in Eukaryota, Metazoa, Chordata, Actinopteri, Siluriformes, Siluridae. The record is from RefSeq and is a predicted model, not a curated record.
GUCCUAUAUAUGAAAGCAUAAAACACACACACACACACACACACACACACACACACAGAGUGCAGUGUGCAACCCUGAGCAUGAUGUGAGACUGUGACAAAGGCAAGAGCAGGAUAGCCACUUUGAUUUUGGACUAACAGCAAAGGAAGCAAUAAAACUGGAUUCACAAUGGGAACUGUUCCUCACCCCAAAAGGACUGUUACAGUUCAAAUGGUACCUCGACUAUCUGGUACGGAUACUUUGGGCAACAAGGAUGCAAACACAAUCUGUCUCCAAGACUCCAAGACAGGUUUAAACCUGACUGAGGAUCAUGCUUCUUCCCAAAACAAUGAACCUAAACAGGAUAAUAUGCAACAUAAAUCUGCAAAUAAAGGGAAACCAGCAGACAACUCUCUUUCUUCUAAUUGUGAGGAUAAUAGAAAACCUGAUGCCCAGGAGCCUCAUGCAAAUGCCAAGACAGAAAACAGCAGUGUAAAUUCAAAGUUGUCACCAACCAUUUCUGCCAAAAGCAAGGAUAUAUGUUCAAGCAACCCAUCAGGUGUAGAAACAGUGUUGCAAGAUGUUAAGGGAAGAAAUGGGAGUCAUGCUAAACAAAGAACCGAGGAACAGCAGAGCAUGGUGAAACUACAGAGUAGGGCAUUGUCAUCUGAGGAACCCACAGGAGAAAGUCAAAGGCCAUGUCACACAUGUGAUCCAAAGCUCACAGAAUUACCUCCCAGUAACAGGAAUGCCAACAAGGACACUUCCUAUUUACAUGAACUUCCAGAAUCCAGUUGCACCAUUAGUUCAGAUGUAGAGCUGAUCACCAGCAUGGAUGAUACAAAUCUACCACUCCCAGAAUCUGCUAGGAAAUUGCAUGAAGGGACUUCCUCACAAGGCCUUACAACAGAGAUUUCCAAAUCAGUUCCUAAACCAGUAGAUACCUCCCAGCCACCAAACAGCAAUGAUAAGCCUGAGACAAAUCUUACUUCAUUACAAGCAAGCAAAAAACAGUCCCCACUAUUUAAAGAAAAUGAGUCCUACCCCAAGUUGGAGUAUGAUGCAAAAGAUGCCAAAUCUCAAUAUACUGUCACAGUAAACAGCACUUGUCAACACUCCCCAGACAUCUCCAUAACUCACUCAUUUCAGGCUGAGGUGACUGAUGAGGCAAUUCAAACACAAGAAUUUGCUUCAGAGGAUAAUAUAAAACACUGUAAGCUGUACUGUGAGGCCUCCACCAUGACAUCAGCAGCAGACAGUGGACCCUCACCUUGCAAACAUCACCAGGAUGUAGAGGUGCAGGCUGUAGCUUUGCUCUGCACUCGAGCUGUUGAAACAAGUCCUAGUCUUUUUCCAUACCAUCCCAAACGAGUAUCUAUUUGUCUUCAGAUGGAAGAAAUGGAGAGCCUUGCAAUGGUAUAUCAUAAGGACAAUGCAGAGGUUCCGAUUAUAAUGAAAACGUCUGGUAGUUUAUGUGGCCCAUGUAUCACCUCCUUGUCAGAGGGACUUCCUCAACCUGGACCCAUUUCGGUGCUCACAGACGGUAUUUUACAGAAUGAGACCAGGCUUGGUGCCAAGCCCAAGGAACCCGGGCCACCAAUUUACAAUGCACCGAAAGGAUAUUCGCCUCUUCAACCAGUUUAUCAGAUUAAUAUCGAGACAUGCAAUCAAAAUAAGUUAUCAAGUGAAGCCAGUUGUCAGAGCUGCCAAGUAAUCCCCAUGCUUUCUGUUUCAAAUACGUUGAAAGAUGAUUCCAAAGGGAAUGGCUUUGGUGAUAUAUCAACCACAACAACUGAUCAGGCCUGUCAAGAUGUAUGUGUAACAAGCUCCCAGUCAGAAAAAACAGCCAAGCCUCCUGUUGCUAAAUCUCCAAUUUCACAGUCAAAGCCAUCUUUACACCCAGUCAGUCAUUGCACAUUGGCUAAUGAGACCAAUACAAAGGCUUCUGUCCCAGCAUCAAGCUCCACUUCAGAGGUCACAAUAAAGACAGAGCAGCCGGUGUACAAAUCCAUAGCCAAGUCUGCGAAGCAAGCUUCCAAGUGUGAGUCGGAGCGGAAUAAGAAGAAGAAUGAGAAGGAAGCCAAGCCAACCAAAAAGAGCGUUCAUGAUGUGGUGUGGGAUGAGCAGGGCAUGACGUGGGAGGUGUACGGCGCUUCGCUGGAUCCAGAGUCACUCGGUUUUGCUAUUCAGAGUCAUCUCCAGUGCAAAAUCAAGGAACAUGAGAAGAAGAUCAUAUCUCAGACAGCACUCAGGAAAUCCAUGUCAGGUGCAGCAUCUGACUCACCGUCUGGCAAAAAGAGCAAGCGAAGGCAGGCUAACGUCUUCAGGUCCAUGUUCGAAAACGUCAGACGGCCCAACUGUUGCGUACGUCCACCACCAUCGGCAGUGCUGGAGUGAAGACUGUUCAGUAAUCAAGGUCCAAUGAUUUCCUGGUACAGAAUCUUCCUUGAGGUUUUCUAGUGCAAAGCAUGACAGGACUAUUCCCGGUUCAUGGUGCAGAGUGUGCAGCUUUAAAAAAAUGGUGAGUGUGUAAGUGGAGGCAGCAAGCAGUAUUAUUAAAGAAAGUAUUUUUAAAAGAUUGAAAAAAAUGCCAAGAGUAAAGUUCUAACAGCAUUUACAGUGAAAUGGCAAUAAUGAUAACUUAUAAUUAUAAUGAACAUAAUGGAACAUAUUUAGUUAUGCAUGUGUAUUGGUUGAGAUGGCUGUCUAUUAACCUCCCAUUGUGGGAUUUGCAGUUAUAUAUUGCACUGAAUAUCAGAUGUAAGCUAACUACUGUUACUUUUUACAAACCUUGUGUGUUUGAAUUUAAAACCUUAUUGUACUCUGAGUUUGGUAACAAUUAUUUUGCAUUUUCAGGGCUCAGUUGACCCCUAUUAUUUAUGAUAUUCAUUUUUAUGAGUUUGUUUAUUCCUUAAGCUUUGCAGCUCCAAAUAUGUUGAGAAUUAGUAUUGAUAAAGUGCAAGAAGAACAACAACAACAAAAAAAAAUCCAAAAUCUGCUGUGCUUCUUGUCAUUUGUAUAGUAAAUUGCCAGUGUGCCAUAGAUACCAUAUUCCGCAGCAAUGUUACCCUGAUUUUAUAUUAAAAUCAUCUUACCAUUCA